ACUUGUAAGCAUUAAUUCAGUCCCAGCUGCAUACUGCCGCCUUUCGAACCCAAGUUGACGGAAAUGGGAAAACACGGGAAGAAGCAAACCGCCAAUCACCGCCGAGGGAAAAAAUCAUCCUACCUUCUCCAAGACAAUGAAGAGGGAGAGAUUAAUGAGUACCCGUUAAACCCUCCUUCCGCUCUCUCCGAUUCCGACCCAGAAUCGCAGGAAGAAGAAGACGAAGAAGAGGAUAUUCAAGAAAACGAUGAGGGUUCUGAGAUAAGUGCCGAAAUCGACAGUGGGCUGCCCUCAAAAUUCUCUCUUUAUCAACAGUCCGUGCAGUCGCCAAAAGGGGAUAUAAGCUAUCUUCAGAAGUUCUUUUUGAUGUAUGUGGGUGGGAGGGCGCCCCUCCAUUUACAAGAAGACUUUUGUGGCACUGCUCUUUUGAGCAUAGAAUGGCUUCAUGGUGAUGCUAGAAGAACUGCUGUAGGCUUAGAUUUAGACGUCGAGGCACUGGACUGGUGUCUGGAGAACAAUGUCAACAGAAUUGGGCCUGAUAUUCGCUCCAGAAUAUCCCUGUUUCACGGAAAUGUCUUGCAACCUCUCGAAUCAAAAUUGGUUAACUUUAGCCCUGAUGAGAUUUUGCAGAAAAUGACUUUGGAAGAUAAUGAAGGUGAGUCAGUGGACGGCACAACUAGUUCUUGUCUAGAGGAGAGCGCUAAGGCCGUCCAAGAUGCCAAGUCCUUAAACGAUGUUCAAUUGCCUCCCAGGGACAUAGUGUGUGCUUUUAACUACAGUUGCUGCUGCCUGCACAGUCGUAAAGAGCUGAUUUUGUACUUCAAGCAUGCACUCAAUACCCUCAGCCGGAAAGGUGGUAUAUUUGUCAUGGAUUUAUACGGAGGCACAUCUUCAGAGGGUGUGCUACGGCUUCAGAGGAGAUUUCCAAAUUUUACUUAUGUCUGGGAGCAAGCGGAAUUCGACAUAAUUCAAAGGAAAACGAGAAUCAGUCUACAUUACAACCUCCACAAGCAGAAAAGGAAGAUUCGACAUGCAUUUAGCUACAGCUGGAGACUAUGGUCGUUGCCAGAAGUGAAAGAUUGCUUGCAAGAGGCCGGAUUCAGCUCAGUUCACUUUUGGAUACGUAGUAUGCCUGACAGCGGACAAAUUAGGCGCACGGAUGGGUUCUCAGCCGGACGAGAUAUAAAGUACGAAGAGGCUACGAGCUUCCAGCAACAGGAUUCUUGGAACGCUUAUGUCGUCGCUGUUGCAUAGCCGGUAAGCAAAUAAGUACCUUCUUGCUUGUUUGGGUCCCUUGAAGCUGGAGAAAGACAUGGUCAUGAUUUUGGUUAUUUAAUUUCUUCAUUUGCUUGUUUUAUGCAAUAGACUAUUGUCGAAAUAACAUGAAUGCAAUUGGAACUAUUAUAAAAUCAUGUCGUCACCACGUCAACAGUUGACAUUCCCUUGAUA
This is a messenger RNA of Salvia hispanica, 1449 nucleotides long. RefSeq names its product S-adenosyl-L-methionine-dependent methyltransferases superfamily protein. Lineage: Eukaryota; Viridiplantae; Streptophyta; Magnoliopsida; Lamiales; Lamiaceae. The record is from RefSeq and is a predicted model, not a curated record.